AUGGAGAAAACGGUAGAAUUAAACGUAAAUCAUUUAAUGAACUUAAAGGCGGCUCGUAAUUUAUACGAGAAUUCACAACCUAUUACAGCUUGCGAUUUCGAUCAGACUGGAGAAUACUGUGUAACUGCUUCAGCUGAUGAAUCGAUUAACUUGUAUAAUUGCGUCCAAGGAAGGCAUAAGAAAUUGAUUCUUAGUAAAAAGUAUGGAGUGCAUCUAACGCGGUUCACUCAUCGACAUACAGAUAUUAUAUACGCGUCAACCAAAGAGAAUGAUACGUUGAGAUAUUUGUCACUACACGAUAAUCAGUUCAUAAGAUAUUUUGAGGGUCACCAGAAAAGGGUGGUAAGUUUGGAGAUGUCACCUGUGAGUGAUCAAUUCGCUUCGGGUGCUGUAAAUGAAGGAGUUCGGUUAUGGGAUUUACGUACGCCCACUUUUUUGGGAUUUAUUAAUAUUGAAAAUGGAAGACCUUGUAUCGCCUAUGAUCCGUCAGGUAUCGUACUAGCAAUUGGACUUCAGAGCCAUGAUAAUGUUAUAAAGUUAUUUGAUAUAAGAAAGUUUGAUCAGGCGCCGUUUACCACGUUGAAUGUGAUAGAUAAUUAUGCGUUACCUUCCUCACAUCCGCGCCCUCCGACACAACCUGAAUGGACAUCUAUUAAAUUCAGUAAUGAUGGCGACAAAAUUCUUGUCACAACUUCGGGAGAUGUUCAUUACGUAACGGAUGCAUAUAAUACCGACAUGAAAAGGCGAUUAAUUGGUCAUGUUGGAUUAAAUAAUGCAUCACAAUUAUUAGGAGGAGAAGAAACAAGUUGGACUCCUGAUGGUCGUUUUGUAGUUGGAGGAUCACAAGAUGGAGUGAUAAAUUUUUGGGAUGUAGAAGCACCUCUAAAGAAUUCAGCUGUGCUUGCGGAAGGGAUAGAUUCUCGACCAAUACAUACACUAGAGUAUCAUGUUAGGCCAACGCAAGUUGUUAGAUUUAGUCCUACAAAAUUGAUGAUGGUUAGCGGCUGUACAGAUUUGACUUUUUGGCUACCAUCAUUUGACACUUUGGAAGAAGAAAAAGGAUUUAAGUCAGAUGAACUGACACCACCCAUAUUUAGUAAUGACAGUACAAUGACAAUGGAUGUCAAUUAUGGUCAAUCCACAAUUAAAGGUAGUGAGGUUGGUUUUGAAAACGUUGUCGGCACUUUAAAAGUUCCUGAAUUUGGUGGUGGUAAUAACCAUGAUGAUAAUAAUGGAAAUGGGAACGGAUCAUUAUCGUAUGCACCAUCGCCUCCAUCAGCUGCACCGUCAACAACAACAAUCAGUGGAGAAAGUGACAAUAGUAUUGGUGAAGCUACAAGUUCUUCUGCCAUUCCUAUAACUGAAGUUCCUCAGAUUGUCAUUAAUAAAAAUGAAACUGACAAUCAACAGAAAUCAGAAGCACCAGGUCCUUUAUCUGACGGGGGAGGGACUGAUCCCAUGAAAACCGAUUGA
Messenger RNA from Funneliformis mosseae, 1473 nucleotides. The record is from the annotation of a GenBank genome assembly. NCBI's taxonomy places the organism in Eukaryota, Fungi, Glomeromycota, Glomeromycetes, Glomerales, Glomeraceae.